CAGCGACCUCUUGUGAUGAUCCCUGGAGAACGUGUAGUGGGUGGAAGAUGUGCCAACCCUGGGGCAUGGCCAUGGCAGGUCAGUCUGCAGCGUCACUAUGAAUUGGGUAACACCAGAGAACAUAUCUGUGGAGGAUCCCUGAUAAACAAUCAGUGGGUAGUAAGUGCAGCCCACUGCUUUCACAAAGGCUUUCUGGAUUCUCCUGAAAAAUAUCGUAUUGUGCCUGGCAUUAAUAAACUUUCAGAAGCUAAAGAAGAUAGUCAAGUCCAAACAAUUAGAAAAAUCGUCAUGCAUGAAAAUUACUCUGAAGCCACUCAUGAGAAUGACAUUGCAUUAGUCAAACUAACAAAUCCCAUCACCUAUACGGACAAGAUUCGCUCUGUCUGCAUUCCAACCAUUGAACAGUCACAGGCAUUAAAAACAUGCUUUAUCAGCGGAUGGGGGAGACAUGUAGAAGGAGGUAAACUACCAGAUGAUUUAGAGGAAGGUGAAGUCAAUUUGUUUGACAUAACUACCUGUAAUGCAUGGUAUAUGGGACUACUGAAACAAGGUGUCAUUUGUGCUGGUCAAGAAGAUGGAAGUGUUGAUGCAUGUCAGGGAGACAGUGGUGGUCCGCUCUCCUGUUUUGAUUAUACUGACUUUAAAUUUUACAUUGUGGGAAUCAUCAGCUGGGGAUUAGGCUGUGGCAGACCACGUUUACCUGGAAUCUACACCAAUGUAGCACGUUAUAAAAGCUGGAUCGAAACCACAAUGGAAGCAAAAGAUGAACCAAAGAGUUUAGGCACCACAUGGAAUGCAUUCAGCUUGACCACAUUUGGACUGACAGCAAUGGCUGUGUUUCAUUUAGUGUGACUCAAGAACAAAAGCCCAAUUUUAAAUACAUGUAUUACUCUGAA
Molecule: messenger RNA, 896 nt
Organism: Protopterus annectens (West African lungfish)
Lineage: Eukaryota; Metazoa; Chordata; Ceratodontiformes; Protopteridae
Product: acrosin-like
Exons: 4
Coding region: 16-852 (278 amino acids)
Biological process (GO): proteolysis
Molecular function (GO): serine-type endopeptidase activity
Source: RefSeq, a predicted model, not a curated record